UCAGAACGGUUGUUUGUUAUAGAGUUUAUCAUUAGGUCGCUGGUUGGCCGUGUACCAGUAAGCGCAAGUAAGCGUGUUUGUAAUAGAGUGAAAAAGCGCGGUUAGGAUUGCUGACGCAAUCCUCCUUACUUUUUGUUCAAUCAUAUUCUGUAUUCCUAUUUAAGCCUUUUGUUUCCCAUACAACUUUCUGCAAUGGCCAAAUCGUCCCUGCCCUAAACACUGGGGACGGGUGCCAAUUUAAAAAGAAGAAGAAGAGUCUAUUUAUUUAUUAUGCGAGCAACUGCUUUGGAAUAUGAUCGUAUUGUCCCCGCAUAGAGAUGGGUAUCAACAUUGUCUGAACUGAAUUGAACUGAACUGCGAGCAACUGCGAAAAGAGAGAAACGGAACAGAUCCUAUAUCCCGUUGGUAUAACAGGUUUUCUAACCUGAAAAAUACACCCAGUUUCCUUUUUGUUCUUUUUAUAAAUCAUGGAUAAAUAUAUUGAUAGACAAAUAAAUAAAAAAUUCUUAAUUCCACAACCUUCAAGUUGUAACAAUCGUUUGAAGUAUAAAAUAUCUCAACCUGCUGCAACAAAAACAAAGAAUAAUAAAGAGGGAAACAAUGAGAGUAAUAUCAUUGAUUACAAAAAUAUUUCACUUAGUAUGACAGGAGAAAUAAGUUCAAGUUUUAUACAUAGAAACAGUUUAACGCAAAGGCAGCGUAAUGUCACUUCUAUGGUCGACACAGAAGACGAUGAUGAACAAUUUAUAUUAAAUAUGAAAACGAUGAUUGAUAAAAAUUAUAAAAUGCAGAAUAAGGAAAAUUUUAGUAUAAAAGAUUUGCAGAGCAAAUCAUAUUUAUUAAGAAAAAAGAAGUGUGCAUUCAAUGAUGAAGAUCAAAAUUUGAUGAAACGAUUUAAAAAAUCUUUAGACAAAAGCAAAAUUUUGUGUGUAGCUCCGCAGUCUGAGCAACAGUCUGUUUUUGAUCACAAUUGUUCGACAGCCUUACAAAUUACUCCAGCCACUGUUAAAUAUAACGCUACAGAUACGAAUUUCAGAAUACAUUAAGUUUUAUCUUGUCAAUUUUGAUAAAACAAUACGCUAAGAAGUAAAAAGACAAUAGGCAAUAAACAAAAAAAAGGAAAUAAAGAUUGUAGACCUUAACCGUUAAACAUUAUAGGGUCUGGAGACCCUCGUGAAAAAAUUUUACUUCCGUGUCAUUUUAUUCUAGAUGAGAAAUGAAAUUAGUUAACAACAUAGUAAUCGAUAGGGAAGAUUUUAAACUUUUUUCCGCUUAGCCUGAUUUUUCAUUCUCAUUUCAUCUUUAUACAGCAAGCGAUCGAAAUUUCAGGAAGAUUUCUAGUAGUGUGUUUAGGAGUUAAUAAAUAUAUUAGAAAUGUUAAAUUUACUAAAUGGCAGUAUAUUUUCAAACGAAUAAAAUACAUGUUUUUUUUUAAUGAAAAAAGAAUUUAAUCUAUUAUUUUUCAAAGUUUUUCAGAUGUUAGAAAACAUUGUUAGAAAACAAUGUUUUUUAAACAUUAAAAUAAAAAUAAAUUUUGCUGAGGAUAACUCCAAAGAGAAUUGAAAUGUUUGUUAUUAAUAUUGAAUAAAAAGAUGUUUUCAAAUAUUGUUGCUUUCUUUAACUGUGCCUUGAUUUUGAUUAGUCUUUUGAAAACUUUGUUUUAUUGAUUUUCGAAAGUUCAAAUUAAAUUUAUUUUAUUAUUGAUUAAAAUAAACGUUUUUUAAUGAAAAAAGGAACUUAAUCCGUUACUUUUAACUUUUU
Molecule: messenger RNA, 1761 nt
Organism: Solenopsis invicta (red fire ant)
Lineage: Eukaryota; Metazoa; Arthropoda; Insecta; Hymenoptera; Formicidae
Exons: 5
Coding region: 468-1046 (192 amino acids)
Source: RefSeq, a predicted model, not a curated record